AUAACAGCGCGGGGGCAGGAGCGAUGGGGAUGCAGUGGGAGAGGUGUUGCACUUUUCGUACAUGUGAGCAUGGCUUGUUGCGGUGAUUAAUAUUCUUUCCUUCCGGGAAUACUGCUACGCUAUGGGUUUUGGAGAGUUAGUAUCUUAGCUGCAGGGUGUUUGAAGCAGGAUGGUUGGCCUGGAGCUCACUCCGAAGGCAGGAAGGCAGCUUGGCGGUCAUAGGAUUAGUUAAUUGACCCUUGUAGUUUCUCUAACUUAAAUUAGGGAUCGCGAAUAGCUUCACUAAAGGGUCAUGCUGUCAUAUGUAUCGUCGCAGCUCUUCUGUAAAGACGGGGUCGCGCGCUUUGGGCCGAGUCGUUGCCCCUCUCUUGAUAAUAGGGCUUGUAGCAGCUCUGCUUUUCAUUAUCAGCAAUAGAGAUAAUCCUGCUUCGAAUGCACCCGACCUGCAACCUGAACCGCGCGACGAAUGGCACAGACAGCUGCUCAUUCCAUCUCAGUCUACGCUGGUUGUCUACAUCCUCAGUUUCGCCGAUGCAGUUCAGCUGGAGAACUUCCAGUUUUUCUAUUACGAGGCAAUCCGGCGGGAUACAACUGCUCAGUACCACAUUCUGAUUGAAGAGGGACGCGAGCAGGACCCCGCGCUGCCCGUGCUACCAUCGCACGCUCUUUACAUACCGCACGACCGGUCCUGCGGCGGCCUCAGCCUGUUGCGCUGGUACCUUCAAGAUGGCAUCGGCCGGGACAUCUCCGCUGACAAUGUCGUGCUGCUCAGCUCGGCGGUCAGGGGCCCCUUCAUCCCGCCCGGCCUGCGGGCGCUGGUGACCUGGCACGCGGCGCUGUGUGCCGACCUGGCCCCCACCCGGGACGAUGACCCGGACCGGGAUCAGCGGCGAGAACAGGAGCAGGGGCCAGGACAGGAGCAGGGCCGGAGGUCAGCGGCAGGGCUGAUCGGCUGUGUGAUGAGCUGCGUGCAGGAGGAGCCCCCGGGUGGGGCGCCUGGGGCCUUCUCCUCCUCCUCCUCCUCCUCAGCUCCUCCCCCCCUGCAGCCGCCCUUCCCGGAAUUCACCGCCCUGUGCGCCAACCAGGCCGCCAUAUCCCUGCUGUUCGCCCUGCCCCCCCAGCAGCUGCCCGCCUGCCCGCCCGCGGGUACAGCUGCAGCAGCAGCUGGUACGGAGGAGGAGGAGGCGGAUGAGGCAGCCGCCUCCUCUCCCUCCACCACCCCAUCACCUCCGUCCACCCCAGCCGCCACCCCCUCCU
Molecule: messenger RNA, 1257 nt
Organism: Astrephomene gubernaculifera
Lineage: Eukaryota; Viridiplantae; Chlorophyta; Chlorophyceae; Chlamydomonadales; Astrephomenaceae
Source: the annotation of a GenBank genome assembly